Messenger RNA from Setaria italica (foxtail millet), 1082 nucleotides. RefSeq lists its product as uncharacterized. The coding region runs from base 159 to 794 and encodes 211 amino acids. The record is from RefSeq and is a predicted model, not a curated record. Lineage: Eukaryota; Viridiplantae; Streptophyta; Magnoliopsida; Poales; Poaceae. The transcript has a single exon.
UGGGGACACUGAGAGAGUAGCAUACGCCUAUUGUUCAUACCCCAGUGGCAGGCUUAGAGUAGCAUGUGUGUGUAUAUAUGUUCCCUCAUUUGUUCGCUUCACUCGAACCACACCCAGCGCCAUUUCGCCUGAUCAAUACUCAAUAGUGUAGUGUGCCCAUGGAUCACUACCCGCCGCCGCCGCCCCUGCACACAAGUGCUCCGCCCACACCGGGCAACGGCAACCGGGAGACGGGCCACGUUGCUGUGCACCCGCCGCCGCCGCCGCCGACGGCGCUGGCGCGGGGCCUGCCCGUGAGCCAGCAGCAGCUCGGCGGGGAGCAUGACCUUGACCCCAACGCGCUGCUGGUGGGGGCCACGCUGAUCACGAUGCUCGCCUACCUGCUCGGCACCUUCAUCCCCGGCGGCUACUGGCAGCAGGACUGGAGCGACGACGGCAAGCGGGUGCUCUACCGCGCCGGCGACCCCAUCAUGCGCGACCUGCACCGGCCGAGGUACUGUGUGUUCCGGAUCGCGAGCUGGGUCGGGGUCGCGAGCUCCAUGGUGAUGACGCUGAGCCUGCUCGUGCGGAUGGCCCCGGACUCGCGCCACGUCCGGUGGUCGUUCGCGGUGUCCUACUCCAGCCUGCUGCUCACCUUCGCGGUGUCGCAGACCAAGACGCACCUGUCGGUGGACAUCAUCGUCUGGCUCGCCGUCCUCGUCGUCUCCUGGCUCAUCACCAGCACCGGCCGCAUCCGUGGGGCGAACCGCGCGCGCAUCAUGAAGCUGUUCUGCUGCAGCAGCGGCGACAGCUGAAAAAAAAAUCUCUUGUCACCAUCCACCCUCUCUUUAGUUUUUCUUUGCUUAUUGGUGAUGCGAUGUUUGUGCCUUUUCUCAGCUAGUGGGCUCGAUGGAAAAUAUGGCCACGAGGUAAGAUUUUUAUGUGGUGAGAUUUUACGUGCAAGCUGUGUGAUGUGGAUUGAAACUCUGUCCUUGCUUGAGCGAUGAUGUACUGCAUUUAUAGAUGGAUUGGCGUGGUUAGAUUAGUGUAACAAAAAAAAAGAGUUCAUGGAAUUUAUCUGGUUUUGCUAUUUCCUUGUCUCA